CAAAAGGACACCAAGCCUGUCACGACAAAAUCCCCUCUCACGCUUAGUUCACGACGCUGCCAUGUAUCAAAUCGUCCAACAAUGACUAAUCUUUUCCCCUAACUCUUUAUUCUUUUUUUAUUAUUAUUAUUUUUAAAAAUAAAUAUUUGCAAACCCUUCUCUCUCUCUCUCUCUCUCUCUCUCUGUAUGUUUUGUUUAUUUAAGAAGGCUGUGGAACAAAGAUUGGGAGUUAUUUGUUAUCUGGAGGUGGGAUUGCUGUAGGGCUUUUGGUGGGUUUUUCGUGAAUUGAAAAACGCUCGAGAAAGGGAUUCUUGGGAUUGAUUAUCUUAUCUUCUGAUUCGAACAAAUGUUUCAAGAAGAUGGAUCCUCGUCGGUGACCUCCUCGCCGCUCCAAAUGUUUCCGAUGAUGUCCUUAUCCCCAAAUUUGAUGUGUCCGUACCCAUGGCUGAAAGAACUCAAGCCUGAAGAAAGGGGUCUGUAUUUGAUCCAUCUUCUGGUCACGUGCGCCAAUCACGUGGCCUCCGGCAGCCUCGAGAAUGCCAACAUAGCCCUCGAUCAAAUCUCCCAUUUGGCCUCUCCCGACGGCGAUACGAUGCAGCGAAUUGCCUCCUACUUCUCCGAAGCUCUCGCCGAUCGGAUUCUCCGAAACUGGCCUGGCGUUUACAAGGCCUUCAAUUCCACCAAACUCCCCAACCUUGCCGAAGAAGUUCUUGUAAGAAAACUCUUCUUUGAGUAUCUCCCGUUCAUGAAGGUCGCCUUUGUGAUCACUAAUCAGGCAAUAAUCGAAGCCAUGGAAGGCGAGAAAAUGGUCCACGUCAUCGACCUGAAUGUGUCCGAACCGGCUCAGUGGUGCGCCCUGAUCCGGGACCUCAGCGCCCGCCCCGAAGGGCCGCCGCACCUGAGGAUCACCGGCGUCCACCGCCGGAAAGAGGUGUUGGACCAGGCGGCGCAUGUGUUAAUCGAGGAAGCCGAGAAAUUGGAUUUGUCGUUUCAGUUCAAUCCCGUGGUUAGUCGUUUGGACAAUCUUGAUAUCGAAAAGCUUCGUGUCAAAACAGGGGAGGCUCUGGCGAUUAGUUCGAUUAUGCAGCUGCAUUCCCUCGUCGGCAGCGGAGCCGCCGCCGCCUCCGCCGCUGCCGACAAUUCGCGGUACAAUCGAUCUCCGAUGUCGAAUGCAUUCAGCCUAAACUUGCAUAGGGUUGCAGCGCAGAUGAAUCAGAAUAAUACGCUCGGCGAUUUGCUCGAAAAAGACAUGGUUAAUGGCCAUAGCCCGAGCACCGACUCUGCCUCGUCAUCGCCGCUGUCCUCCGCUCCCACGUCGAGCAUCGACGGGUUUCUCGGCGCGUUAUGGGGUCUUUCGCCGAAGGUUAUGGUGGUGACGGAGCAGGAUUCGGAUCACAACGGGAAGAAUUUGAUGGAGAGGCUGUCGGAAUCGUUGUACUUUUACGCUGCAUUGUUCGAUUGUCUCGAAUCGGCAUUGCCGAGGGCGUCGUCGGAGAGGUUGAAGAUGGAGAAAAUGUUGUUAGGGGAGGAAAUUAAGAAUAUAAUAGCGUGCGAGGGAGUCGAGAGGAAAGAACGACACGAGAAGCUUGAGAAGUGGAGCCAACGAUUCGACUUGACGGGUUUCUCGAACGUUCCAUUGAGCUACUACGCGAUGUUGCAAGCGAAGAGGUUGUUGCAAAGCGUUAAUUGUGACGGGUAUAAGAUUAGGGAAGAGAACGGGUGCGUCGUGAUUUGCUGGCAAGAUCGACCCCUUUUCUCCGUAUCGGCGUGGAGGUAUAGGAGUUGGAAUCCUUGAAGGUUGGCGCCCGAGGCCUGCAGAAACUGUUGUCACAAUCUUAGCAUCGAGAGUGCGUGGCCAGAUGCAUCACCCGGACAAUAUCAUCCGUUGGAUCUAAACCAUUGUUUGAUCAAAUUGUAUUGCGGGCAAGACUAAUGAGGAGAGAGAGGUUAGUCGCGCGGAGCCAUUGAAGGAUCGAGAGUGUUAAAGUCCAUAUGAAGGGUAAAUGACAACUCCUUUUGUCACCAGUGAAUUUUGAAAUGGAGCCUUGAUUUCUGCUUAGAGCAAUUGCAACGGUCCAAGUAAAGAGUAGCUUCCUUCGUUUUAGAGAGUGUCAUAUAAAUUUAACAUAUACAGUGGCUUUUCCAUGGAGGGUUAACUUUCGGCCGGCCGUCUCCGUGGCUUGGCAAAGUAGAGGCCUCGCUACGGGCCAAAAAUUUUUCUCUUUCUCUUUUUCUCUCUCCGCGUCACCAUCUCUUCCUCUUCUUCCACCAAGUUCACUUUGCACCAAAGCUUCUCCAAUCCGCUUCAAACUCGAAUCUUUUCUGGAAAAGCUUGCGGAUCGUCGUUUCUGUCGGGAGGCUGCGAAGGAUGCUAUGGACAGAGUAUCGCUUCAUCGCAAAAUCACAUUAUUGAGGCUAGGGGAGUAUUAGAAUUGCCAACCAUGGUGUUCGGGAAUCCAUUGUAUGGAGUGAAAUUGAACUGCCUCUGCAAUUUGUAUGGCGGUUCAUCGUCGGCCAUGGACAGACAACAGGAGCAGGAAUCCGAUAACUCGAGCAAAGCAGCAUAUCUCCGGGAAGAUCAACUAUGUGCACAGCAUCGCCGCCGCCGGCGAAAGCAAUUACUGUUGUUGGAGCAAGAACAACUUCAACGAUGGUCGGCAGUCUUGCCUGCAAUUUUUAAUGGCCAGAUGAAGGUUUCGAAUGCGAAGGGAACUAUUUACCAAAAUUUUCACAGAGCAGUGCAAAUCCUCGCAUAUGGUUUUUGUUUCGAUAGCAUUGAUGAUGCUAUAAAGAUAGGAGAAAGUACAACAAGAGUGGCUAUGUUAAAGUUUUGUGAAGCAAUUAUCAAUACGCUUAAGGAACAAUAUUUGUGUGACCCGACCACCGACGACAUAGCACGACUAUUAGCUGAAAACAAAGAACGUAGAUUUCAGGGGAUGAUAGGCUCUCUCGAUUGCAUGCACUGGCGGUGGGAUGCAUGCCAUGUGGCGUGGAGAGGCCAAUACAAUGGGCCCUACGGCUACCCGACAUUGAUAUUAGAGGCAGCUGCUUCCCAAGACCUGUGGAUAUGAUAUAUGGACGGAACAGCAACGCCGAUCGAAUAUGAGGUGAAUGGGAGGCGGUACAACCUCCCAUACUACUUGACGGAUGGUAUAUAUCCUAAGCAUGCAGUUUUCAUGCAGGCAAUAAGCAAUCCGGUUACUACCAAAGAACGAGCGUUUACUACAUUGCAAGAAGCUUUUCACAAAGAUAUCGAAAGAGUAUUUGGCGUACUCCAACAAAAAUGGCGUAUUUUGGCCAUGCCCGCUCGAAUGCGAAAGACAAGCGAUCUUCUAUGUGUAAUGACUAUGUGUACUAUUCUACACUAUGAUUGUCGAAGAUGAACGUGGUCACAAUCUUCCCAUUUGGACACCACCAAUUAAAGAGAAUCAAAAUUUUCCCGAGCAUGAGCAAUCAGUUGAAAAUGUUCGUCUCUUAUAUCGCAUUCGGAUGGGUAGAAUUCGUAAUCCUGAAACUAAUGUAAGACUAC
This is a messenger RNA of Andrographis paniculata, 3529 nucleotides long. RefSeq names its product scarecrow-like protein 3. The coding region runs from base 347 to 1795 and encodes 482 amino acids. Gene Ontology annotation, biological process: regulation of DNA-templated transcription. Lineage: Eukaryota; Viridiplantae; Streptophyta; Magnoliopsida; Lamiales; Acanthaceae. Gene Ontology annotation, molecular function: DNA-binding transcription factor activity; sequence-specific DNA binding. The record is from RefSeq and is a predicted model, not a curated record. Gene Ontology annotation, cellular component: nucleus. The transcript is spliced from 9 exons.